This is a messenger RNA of Dreissena polymorpha, 985 nucleotides long. Its product is annotated as M-phase inducer phosphatase-like. Bases 34 to 831 code for a protein of 265 amino acids. Gene Ontology annotation, cellular component: cytoplasm; nucleus. Gene Ontology annotation, molecular function: protein tyrosine phosphatase activity. The transcript is spliced from 5 exons. Gene Ontology annotation, biological process: positive regulation of G2/M transition of mitotic cell cycle; G2/M transition of mitotic cell cycle; positive regulation of G2/MI transition of meiotic cell cycle. Lineage: Eukaryota; Metazoa; Mollusca; Bivalvia; Myida; Dreissenidae. The record is from RefSeq and is a predicted model, not a curated record.
CCUGUAAGCGACGAAGGGGGCGAUUUUUCAAAGAUGACAACUACAACCGUAAAUAGAACGAAUCAGACUACUGUACAAGUAAAACGUCGAAAUGACAAGAUUGAUGGAAACCAGCCACACAAACGCCGCCGAUCUCUGGAACCGGAAAUGACAUCAUUACCGCGUCUUUACGUGCCAGAUGAUAAAGUGACGUCACCGUCAGUAAAAAACAUCAUUGAGGCGGUUGAACGUCUGUCGACGGAGCCCCGACUUGUUGCUGACGGGUCUCGGGAUUCCACGCUGCCGACGGUCGUAGGGAAACACAAGGACUUGACUGCGAUAUCAGCAGCCACGUUGUCCGAUGUUCUCAAUGGGGUCUUUAGCAGCCACAUUGAUCACGUGACCAUCAUAGACUGCAGAUACCCGUAUGAGUAUGAGGGAGGACAUAUUGAGGGUGCCGUGAACCUGUACACGAGGCAGGCCAUCAGAGAGUUCCUAAGCAACACAGCGACGUCACCAAACAAGAACCACGUGAUCAUCUUCCACUGCGAGUUCUCGUCAGAACGAGGCCCUAAAAUGUAUCGCCACCUUAGAUCACUGGAUCGAGAAGUGAACGCAGAUUCUUACCCUAAACUAAACUUCCCAGAAAUGUACUUACUCGAGGGUGGAUACAAGGAAUUCUUCCAGACACAAAAAAAACAUUGCUCCCCACAAGGUUACACGCCCAUGUUGCACAAGAACCACUCGGAGGAUCUACGUCACUUCCGGGUUAAGUCCAAAUCCUGGGCGGCGGGAGACCAGCCACGUCACAGGUCACGUGUGUCUGCAAGUGGGACGAAACUCUGCUUCUAACGACGAAAUCGUGCAAUAUCUUUGAACUUAUGUUUUGCUGUAUUGUUUUUCGUUGAUUGUAUCUUAGAUAUUUAAUGAAAUCUUAUAUUGUGUUUGUUAGUUUUGAGAAAUUUUAUACGUGUUACAUCGAUUUUGUAUUAUUUAUUGUUUGUAA